GUGUGUAUAUUUGAUUAAUUCAGAUGAAAAACGUGUAUUUGACCUUUAAGGACAAGCAGGUGAACAGCAUCCUCCAUGUGUCCCAAGCUCGUGAAUGGCCGUGAAGGUGUCAACCGUGCACGGCUCCUUUAAAUCUCCAGGCCCCGCCCUCUCCUCCGGAGCUCUCUCACAGCCGCUUUAACUGCGCCCAGCUCAAGCAAGGACCCAGAGGCGCUCCUCGAAUAUACCGCGAACCGAUAUCUAUCCCCCGCCCUCCUCCCCUGCUAUGAACCAGGACGGCAGCUCACCGACGCUGCACUAAUCCGAUUCUUGACGCUGUUUUUGGGUGUGUUUUUGUAAUCUUCCUCGGAGCUCGAAUGGACGUCGAUGGGCUGGAGGAGUGGGAGGAAGCGUCUGUAUGUUUGAGUUCCCUGCCCGGAUUGGAGGGGCAUGUUGGAUCCGUGUGUGUCGGCUGAGUGCAAGUGGAGGUGGCGGCAAGAGGAGGAAGAAGCGAACUUUAGCGCCGUGAUUUCUCAUUUCACCCCCACCUUGUCCCCUCACGUCACAGAAGGACCAGCGGUGGAUAUCCCCGCAACGUUUCCCCGAUGAGAAGCCCUCACCCGCGGGGAGGCUGCGUGAUGGUGACCGUGACGAUGAGUAAGAGCGCCGAGUGGCUCCAGGAGGAGCUCGAGUCCGGGGCCGCCGCGCAGCUGCUGCUGCUCGACUGCCGGCCGCAUGAGCUCUACGAGUCGUCGCACAUCGAGGCGGCCAUCAACGUGGCCAUCCCGGGCCUCAUGCUCCGCAGACUCAAGAAGGGAAACCUACCCAUCCGUUCCAUCAUCCCCAACAACGAAGACAAGGAGAAGUUCGUCAAGCGUUGCAAAACGGACGUGGUGCUUCUGUACGACGAAGCCGCCCCCGAGCGACAGGAGUCCGGGUUGGGGAGCUCCGUGCUCGGGCUGCUGCUGCAGAAGCUCCGGGACGAUGGAUGCAAGGCUUUCUACCUGGAAGGAGGCUUCCACAAGUUCCAGUCCGACUUUCCUGAACACUGCGAGACCAACUUGGACUGUUCUUGUCCCAGCAGUUCCCCACCGUCCUCCGUGCUGGGCCUGGGAGGACUCCGCAUCAGCUCCGACUGCUCUGACGGUGAGUCGGAUCGCGAGCCGGUCAGCGCCACAGAAUCGGAAGGCAGCCCACUGCCCAGCAACCAGCCGGCGUUUCCAGUCCAGAUCUUGCCGUACUUGUACCUGGGCUGCGCCAAGGACUCCGCCAACCUGGACGUGCUGAGCAAGUACAACAUCAAGUACAUCCUCAACGUCACACCCAACCUGCCCAACAUGUUUGAGCAUGAGGGCGACUUCAAGUACAAGCAAAUCCCCAUCUCGGAUCACUGGAGCCAGAACCUCUCGCAGUUUUUCCCUGAGGCCAUUUCAUUCAUUGAUGAGGCCCGCUCCAAAAAGUGUGGCAUCCUGGUGCACUGCCUGGCGGGGAUCAGCCGCUCGGUGACGGUGACGGUGGCUUACCUGAUGCAGAAGCUCAACCUGUCACUCAACGACGCCUACGACUUUGUCAAACGCAAAAAGUCCAACAUCUCGCCCAACUUCAACUUCAUGGGCCAGCUGCUGGACUUUGAGCGGACGCUGGGCCUCAACAGCCCGUGCGACAACAACCGCGCCACGUCGCCCGCCGCCAACGAGCAGCUCUUCUUCACCACGCCCACCAACCACAACGUGUUCCAGCUGGACACGCUGGAGUCCACGUGACAGUCGGGGAGGGAGACGGCAUCCUUGAAGGUGAUCAUGUUUCCAUGGUAACAACAUGGCCGCUGCAGCCGCUGUGUAUCCUAUCCGGCGAGGCGUUUACCAGCCGCUUUUAUUGAAUGUUUUGGCCUCCGGAGGCUCGCCGUCUCGGAGCCUGGAGCCGCUUUCGGAGGGAAGUCGCACAAAGUUUUGGAGCUGAUGGAAAGCUUGAAUAAGGACAGCUCUCAUCAAGUUGCAACAAAAAGCCAAGGAGACUGAGAAAAAAAAAACAAACAAACAGAAAAUGUGCCGCUGUAAUGAGGCACAGUGGAGAAUCUUUGGAGGUGUCACUCUGCUCAGAGUGGAUCAUUUACAAACCAAGGAAUUAACAAAGUAUUUGUACUGUAUGUUAGAAGAAGUGUCUAUAUUCAGUUAGCUUUUUUGUAUAUUUUUCAUGUAUCCACAUAUAUAUAUAUAUAUAUAUAUAUAUAUAUAUAUAUACACAUCGUAAAUAUAUGAAUAAUCUUUGUCCAAAAAGUAAAGAAAGGGAAAGAGGAACAUUGUCUGACCUAAUAACACUUUGCACACACGUGUAGCCAAUGGCGUGCAUAGAGGAAGAUGGCGGGGGGCGUGGCCAGUAAGAGACCAAAGGUUUGAAUCAACUCGAGUACUAUUUGACUUUUGACCAAGAAGGCUAGUUCCUUCUUCAUGUCACCCGACGAGAAGGACCAGUCUUAUCCAGUUUGCGUUUUCAUUGCGCAACUUCCUGCUUUCAGGUUUUGCCAAACCGGUUCCCUCUUAGCUUUUGUACUUUGAAAUCACAAAGUCCACCAUUUCCCAACUUAUUUUAGCCACCUGUCCAAAGCCCCGUUCACAUAGCCUGCUGAAACAGUCAUUUUUUCACCCAUUUCCUCCCAGUGGAAACCAGCAAGUUGUUUGAAAGUAGUAUCAGAGCCGGGACAGCAACUGUGUAAAAGGGAAUGCUGGACAGACUCACACAACUGGUGUGUUAAAAUUAGUUGCUGUGUAAAGCGGCAAUUUGUCAGUAUCUCUGUAAAUCCCUUUUGCACAGCCUGUAAAAGCUGGUCAUUUACCACCUUUUUCCCCAGUUUGUUGCUCUUCUGUAUGAAAGGCACUUACACAAAAUGGUGGUACGAACCAGGCAGUUUUCCAAUUUGUGUCAUAUCCGUAACAGAAACGAGGACAGCACCUGUGUAAAAGGGACUUUUUAAAAAGUGUUCUACGGCACAACUAAAAUAUCUGAUGGCGGGAUGCUGUUGUGAUGUGUGAAAGCACACAGAAAUUUCCCAUCUUGAUUAUUUUUAAAAGGCAAAGAUGCAUAAAUGCCAGUUGUGAUGCGCCAAUUUAGGAGUAUCUUUGCAGACACUUUUUAUACAGCCUGAAUAAGCCAUCUUGUUAUGUGUGAACGGCACAUAUGGCAGUCAACACAGCACUUUGUCAGGUAGUACAUGAACCCUAAAAAAGCAAGAAUGACACCUGUGUGAAAGGGAAUGCCAUAAAAGCAGAACUUUUCCCACUCUGUUGUGUUCAAAGCUAUUGUCACUGUCUGACAAGUCAGCUUUUGGAACAAGCUGUUUUGCGGAAUCUCUGGAAUCCCCUUUUACACUGCCGGUAAAAGCCGACAUUUUUCCACCUUUUUCCCCUGUUUGCUGUUCUUUAUGAAAGGCAGCAACACAAAAUGGGAGAACAAAGUUUGGCGGGUAGACGCAGAAACAGAAGUGGGAACGGCACCUGUGUGAAAGGUAAAGCCUGAAAAAGGCCGGACAGGAGGCUUAGAAUGGAGGAAGCACAACCGGAUAUUACAUAGCAAGACGGGGCAUUUUUGUGAAUUUUUACACACGUAUUUUAUUGUCGUUAUUACGGUAAUAUUUCACUUUCAGUCGGAUAAAUGCCGGGGUCCUUUCUUACAGCUCUGAUGCGGGAUAUUUGUUUGAAAGGGGCUCAUCAGUAGUCUUUGCUCCAAAACUGCACUUAACUGAACAGGAGAUUUUGUCAGAAUCACCCUUAAGCCUUGAGUAUAUAGUAUUAUAUGACAUAAUUGGGUAUAUAGAAAUAUAUGUAUACAUAAUAGCUUAGUAAAGAGAUGUAUAUUAUUUGACAUGGCUGAGCAUGCUGUAUGACUCAGCCACAGGUUGUUGGACGUUGCUUUAAAAUAACAGGAUUUUUGGAUGACCCUUUCAAAAUGGAACCUUUUUUGCAACUAGGAACGAAACUGUAGCUUUUAUCCAAAUGUACUCUGAGGCCCAUGCAAGUAUUAUUUAGAAUUUUUGUGCCAUAAAGUUUGCUUGAAUGAUGCAUAGGUUCCGAUUUUUGUGUCCUUCGCACAUCAGUGAUGGUAGCUAGAAAAGGCUUGUCCUAGGAUCCCCGCAUAUUCGCGAUUCAGCACUCACGACCCUGCAAUUUGGCUGAUUUUUGGUUCAACAAAAUGUUCAUUAGUUCUUUUUUUUAAUGAAAAAAUGUAAAAAUGUACCACUGUUUCGCUUUUUUUGUCAUACUUUUGCUUGCGAGUCCUUGAACGCACCAUAGUUGUGUGCUGGGAUGCAGGUUUGUACCUUCUACCAUCUAUAAACUUUAUUUUUAAUGCAGGUGCAGUAGUUGGUACUGAACAGGGUUGGUCUCAACUGGCCUUAUAAUCUCUUUCUAACAUGACUGUUCAGUACUCGUUCUAUCGAGUCGUUUGAAUCAGAAUCGGCGGUAAGAAUAUUUUGUAUUUUUACCGCCACGGGUCACCCAAGGUGGUCUUUUAUUACUCGGCAAUAUACCAGUGCUUGUAUUUGUUAGAAACAAGACCUCAAAAUUGUUGCUUUUUUUUGUACUAUAUUGAUAUAAUUCUACGAAACCUGACAUCCAUAUCAUGUUGACGCACUUCCUGGAUGACAACACGAACAUUUGAACACGUUAUUAUCUUGAUUUAUUUUCAUAAGUGGAGUUCCAGCAUGUAAACACACCAGGGAUGGGCAUCAUAAUAAUCCUUUUAUUCAUUGUCAAUAUGGGAUAAGUAGUUGAUUGAUUGUGAUGAAAGCAAAAUAGACUGCACUACCUGGCUGCCACCAGCAGAGGCGCUGUUAAUUCAGUCUCAUGUAAUGGAUCCCAUUUCAAAAAUAUUUUCCAAAAUAAAAGUAAAUAUGGUGAAAUGCUCAUCCCUAGGUCCCACAAUUGUUGUUUUUGAUAUGUGCUCUAUGCUAUUCCUGUGGCCUUUUAAUGUUCAUAUAUAUAUCAAAUAUGUUAUGAAUUUAUAUGCAAAAUGUGUGAUGGACUAUAUUUCAGUACACAGCUCUUUUUUUGGGGGGGGGGGCAAUACAAUUGAUUCCGAGCUGCUUAGUGUCUUUGUAACAAUGAAAGAAGAAACUUUAAAAAAAAAAAGAAAAUGUUGCCACAACACGGGAACGGAUGUUUCUGUGUCCUUAAAAACUUGUAGCCACAUCAUCUCGGUGUCAAUGUGCUCAGGACGGGAGGGAGUGGGAGGGGCGGGGUCAACAUGAUGAAUGACGAGGAGACAAAAAAAAAGAAAAAAGUGAUUUUUGUUUGUUUUUGUUUAUUUUUUUUUUAAAAAAAAGGUUACCUCAGUGAGGGAAUUUUCAGGGAUUUUUUUGACAAUGCAUCUUUGCAUCGUGUUCCAGCUUCACACACGUGUUGACUCGCUGUUUUGUAUUGUGCUCUUUUAAAAAAUAAAAAAAAAUUAAAAAAAUAAAAAGGCCAUGCAAACUGGGUUGUGUCUACUGAAGGAAACCCCAUUGGCCCAAUGUAUUGUACAGCACACUAUAUUGAAACAUGUUUAUAAUGUAAUAAAUAUUGACUUAUUUUUUCUUUAA
This is a messenger RNA of Doryrhamphus excisus (bluestripe pipefish), 5551 nucleotides long. It is a transcript of the gene dusp7, whose product is annotated as dual specificity phosphatase 7. NCBI's taxonomy places the organism in Eukaryota, Metazoa, Chordata, Actinopteri, Syngnathiformes, Syngnathidae. Gene Ontology annotation, biological process: negative regulation of MAPK cascade; peptidyl-tyrosine dephosphorylation. Gene Ontology annotation, cellular component: cytosol; cytoplasm. Gene Ontology annotation, molecular function: MAP kinase tyrosine/serine/threonine phosphatase activity; protein tyrosine/threonine phosphatase activity; MAP kinase tyrosine phosphatase activity. The record is from RefSeq and is a predicted model, not a curated record.